Molecule: messenger RNA, 675 nt
Organism: Exophiala spinifera
Lineage: Eukaryota; Fungi; Ascomycota; Eurotiomycetes; Chaetothyriales; Herpotrichiellaceae
Exons: 2
Coding region: 1-675 (224 amino acids)
Biological process (GO): mRNA splicing, via spliceosome; protein modification process
Cellular component (GO): cytoplasm; nucleus
Molecular function (GO): protein tag activity
Source: RefSeq, a predicted model, not a curated record
AUGGCCGAUGAUCAGCGUGAGACUGCUACCUCACAACCUCCAACGCCUGUUACUGACAGCAAAGAGCGAGAUUCAGGCCGUGGAGAAGGCCGUAGACGAAGCAGAUCGCCGCCUCGCAGAGACCGGGAAAGACGAGAAGAUCGACCUCGGCGCAAAGACGCAGGGUUCAAAUGGAAAGAAAAGCGUCGCGAUGACGAUGACAACCGACGAGACCGUGAUUUAGGUUUACAACGGGGCUACCGAGACCACUACCGCCCUCGAUCCAGAUCAAGAUCCAGGUCACCACCCCCUCGACGGUCAUCGCCGAGAAGGGAAGAACGAGACCGCUAUAGAGAUAAUGACCGCAAAGAGCGACCAGGCGAGGACAGGGACAAUAGGGACAAGAGGGAGAGGAAAGAAAAGAAGGAGAAGAAGCCUGCAGCUGCAGCACCUACACAGCCAAUGAUCAUAGUGUAUGUGAAUGACCGGCUGGGAACCAAAAAGGCAAUACCGUGCUAUCCGACUGAUCCCAUAAAGGACUUCAAAGUCAUUGUCGCAUCGAUGAUUGGACGACAGCCUCAUGAGAUCCUCCUCAAAAGACAAGGCGAGCGUCCUUUCAAAGACCAAUUGACGCUACAAGACUACGGAGUAAGCAACAAUGUGCAGUUGGAUCUGGAGGUUGAUACGGGCGACUGA